UUAAGUAUAAAAGGUGAUCAUACUAAACACAUGAGCAUAAGUUAAUCAAAAAGUUUCAUUAACAAACAUUUAAUCUCUUCUUGAAAAUGAAAAUGAUUGCAACUCUCUUCGUUGUCAUUGCUUUUUCUUCAUUGGCUUUUGCUGAAUCAGGUUACAUUCCAUGUCCAGUUCCUCCAACUACUCCUGGUGCUGAUAUUGACAAAAUGGCCGGUCUAUGGUAUAAAACUAAUGGAGCACCUUACUCAAUAAAUCUUCAAGUGUAUUUCACUCCUCGAGAGGAUGGAGACUUCAACUUUACAAUUCGUAGCCCUUAUGGUGGAAAGGAUUGGGAAGAUGCGAUAGCCGAACGUACUGAUAAUCAAAAUAUACUCAAUCUCUAUAAUGGAAUGUCAAAAGAGAUUCCGAGCUUUAUGACUUUAAAUAUAGUCGAUACUGAUUACGAUAACUAUGCGUCUGUUUACUUGUGCUGGAGUUUUGUUCCUGGUACCUCCUUCGUUGGUGAGCAUAUGAAUUUAUCAAGGACUGACUACAUGGCUGCUGACAAGUAUCGCGAACUGGCUAAUCAUGUGUUUGAUAAAGCUGCCUAGCGAUAGAGUUGGACCAAUAAUCCAGAGAAACUAAAUAUUGACCAGUUUCCCAUUAAUCAUAUUCAAACUUGAAUUAAAUUGAAUUUCACUGUAAUGGUUGAUAACCUUAAACAACACGAUUUACGUAAAUAAAAAGAUAUUACAUUGUUA
This is a messenger RNA of Tetranychus urticae (two-spotted spider mite), 737 nucleotides long. RefSeq lists its product as uncharacterized. The record is from RefSeq and is a predicted model, not a curated record. Lineage: Eukaryota; Metazoa; Arthropoda; Arachnida; Trombidiformes; Tetranychidae.